CAUCAACACCCAAACGGUACGGUAGCCACAAUGUUACCGAGCGAUCAAUUCAGCCUCCGGGCCUCUUCGCUAUGGGUUCAGACGGGUCAAGGUAUCGUACAGAAAUCACCUCAACAGUCACUGCAAUCCGCAUGACAGGUGUUCGUCCGGGGCUUGCACUUGCACUUGUGCAGUGUGCAAGGCUCGGUCGUUCUGAGAUUACACUGUCAAAACUUGAUCUAGAUAAUACUAGCGAAAGGACAUGCGUUGCAUUGAUUGCUCCCCUUCUUGUUGAAAAGAGGAAGAGAGCCCCGUCUCUCAUGCUGACAACUUCUAGUAUAAGUCGUUUGACUUGAUAAAUUUGUGCCAAGAUGUCUACUGAUAAGAUUACUUUCCUGACCAACUGG
Messenger RNA from Aspergillus versicolor CBS 583.65, 386 nucleotides. RefSeq lists its product as uncharacterized. The record is from RefSeq and is a predicted model, not a curated record. The transcript has a single exon. The annotation marks the transcript as partial. Lineage: Eukaryota; Fungi; Ascomycota; Eurotiomycetes; Eurotiales; Aspergillaceae.